GUUGGCUGGGGAACAGCGAAGAUUUUACUGAUAAAGUGGUUCCUGUCUGUCUCUGUCUUCAGCCUCCUCGUAGAGUAUAAAGCCUGCAGCCCACCGCAGCUGCCAGUGGGUAUCGUGCGCAUUUAUACAGCAGGUGUUCAGAGUUUAACAACUGUGGAAGAUAUGACUCUUACAGCAAUGGCUGCAUCUCUCUUCAGACUGAGACUCUUCGCCCUCUUCUUUCUGUAUUCAGGACUAGCAGAUGCUAAAAUAGAGAUCAUCACCAGUGAGACGGACAUCAAGGUCGGAACUGAACAUUUAUUACUGUGCAAAGCUGGUAAAGAGGCAGAUAUUAUUUGGCAGAAGGAUGGGGAGGACGUGGACGAAGAUCGCCAUGUAGUGGAGAAAGUAGAUGAAACUUCGAGUAAACUGUACUUGAAGAAGGUUGACCUAACAGACAGUGGAACGUACACAUGCAAUUGUGACUAUGAAACUCACACUGACAAGGCAUCCAUCAAAAUCCUUGUCUACGAGGACCCAAACUUUGGCAAGACAAAGACAUACCAUGAGUUUUUGGUGAACCAGACAGUGCAUGUCCCAUGUGUGGUCACUGGGAAGCCUGAUGUGGAGAUCAACUGGUAUCGGGAUGGUCACCUUUUGAGCAAUGACGGCAGUGGUCAUCUCACAGUUCUGCCGAAUAGGAAUCUGCAAAUUACGAACAUUCGUAAGAGUGAUCAUGGAACCUACACCUGUGUGGCGAACAUAAAAGAUCGACCGACCAUAAAGAAGGUGCUGGACAUCUCUGUUGCUGUAAACGUUCCACCGACCGUGAUGAUUCGCAGUGAGCGGACAAAUGUUCAUGCGGGACCAGACACAAAUGUGACAGUAAUCUGCCUGGUUUCAGGAUAUCCGCAACCAACCAUUAUCUGGACAGUGCCUUCUACCUCAGAUUCCUCUCGCUACAUAUACAACUCAGACAAGAGUGAGCUCAUCAUCCCAGCUGUGGCCAGAAGUGACUUUGGAGAAUACGCCUGCACGGCUUCCAAUAAGCUUGGAGAUGACAGUGCAGCGUUCAUACUGGACGUCUCAGAACGCCCAUCAGUGAUCUUGAGCCAGGAGGAGAUGGCAGUGAAGCUUGGAGGGUCCGUGUCUGUGUCCUGCAAUGCCACAGGACACCCUUCACCCACCAUUGAGUGGCUCAACCCUGAGGGCAAGAAAAUAGAAGGAUCAGAGUCUGAGCUCAAUAUCGAGAAUGUGAAGCCCUCUGAUGGCGGUGUCUACUCCUGCAAAGCCCACAACAAGGCAGGCAGCACCACAAAGGAUUUCAGGCUAAUAACUGCACCUGCAGUGCCCAUCUAUUUCACUGUUUCACCUGGACCCACAUCAGCCCACAUCACCCUGCACGCUCCCAUUAUAGAUGGAGGGUCUCCCAUCACCAAGUUUGUCAUCCAGUGGAGAAAACAACCACAAGAUGAGUGGAGUCAGAUUGCCAUCCCUUCUUCUGAAUCGCUGGUAGUCACAUCUCUGGCUCCAUACACUGAGUAUUCUGUGCGCUUUGCUGCCAAAAGCGAACACUUUAUUGGUGGCUUGUCUGCUGAGAAGAAGAUCCGCACCCAGGCCAGACAGGGGGAGCCGGACAAGCCUGUGCUGUCUUCUACUGAUGGCAAGUUAGAGGGAAACUCCUACUCCAUCCCAAUCAAACAGCUGGACGAUGGAGGACAUCCCAUUCAACAUUUCUUAGUGCGCUACAGGAUGGAAAAGGAGGGUGAGAACUGGAUAGAAAAGGAAAUGCCUGCCAGCUCCACUAAGAUUCAGCUACAGAAUCUUCAGUACAACUCAGACUACCAGAUGGAGGUCUUGGCAUUUAACAUUAAUGGCUCUUCUAGCCCAGCCAAACUCAAUUUCACCAUUCCACAGGCCGUGAGUAAGCCUAGCUUGGGUAAAGGUGGAGUGGCUGGAAUUGUCAUAAUCGUCUUCCUGGUGCUGCUGGUGGCAGUGGAUGCGUUCUGUUGCUAUACAAACCACUGUGGCCUGCUCAACUUCCUGGCCAGAAAACUGUUUGGCCACAAGUUGUCUGAGGCUAAGAGCUUGGAGGAAGGGGUGAUCAACAAUGCUGCUGUAGACAUGAAAGGGCUAGAGAAACCGAGGGGUAGCAUCCCAAAACUACAGGCACAAAAGAGGGAGACGAACGGGGUACAUUCGGAGGUCACGUGCGACAAAGCUCCCCUCACCAAAUUCGAGAAACCGCCCGUCAACGGUGACUCGUCCAACGAAGCACGACUUUGAAGGCUUUACUUCAUUGCAUUUUUAGAGGAAACACAACUCAAAACUCAAAACAAUGGCCCAAGGAACAUAGGUUUCUAGACAACCGAUGCCAAGAAGUAGCUCUAGAACGUAAGAGGUAUUUGUCUGUAUAAUAGCAAAUCAUCUUCUGGACAACAGAUGCUAAGGUGUAGCUCAAGAAAGUAGGAGGUAUGUGUCUGUAUAAUAGCAAAUCAUCUUGAGACAGAGAUGGAUAACCACAGUUGUAUGUAAUGCCAAGCCCAAGUAUGUAAUGCCAAGCCCACAGUUGGUGCAGAUAAGGAAGGCACUGUUACUUCAAAUCCAAAAUGGGAUUAAAAUGGAGUGGAUUGUGAGUUUAAGAAAGCAGCUAACUGUUUCUACAGUACCUAAUUAAUAAUAUUGUUCACUGUUAAAGCAACAAUGCAUAAUGAAUUGACCCUGACUAAGCCCCACCCCCUUGCUUCAUCUGACAAGCUUUCAAGUUUGUUAACUUGCAAGGAUAGACUAUUAACCUGUGAAUGUUUUAGUAAUAAUUAGAUGAAAAUACAUCCAAAAUAUUAGUAAGGAGUACAUAAAAAAGGUCUCCUAUAGAAAGGCUACAUAAUGCAGAUCAGUGUAGAUGAUUUUAAAGAUAACGUAUUGUGUUUGCCCCAGCGUUCUCUAGGUGUUCAUAGCUGUUAAUAAAUACUAAUUUAUUUUCAUUAUUUGAAGUGUACAUUGAAGUAACCAUUGUUUGUACCAUUGUUGUACCAUGUGAUCAUUUUAAAGUUCUGAAAGCUUGUCAGAGACGCCCACACCACCUAGUUACAGUUUCUAAGCUGCGAUUGGAUGAUCUGUAUUAAGGGGAGGGGUUUGAUGCUCGUUCAGAGGCCGUGCAUUACGCUGCUUUUCUCUGAUAUGCUGUACAUACUGCAUGUAGUUUUUCAAAAACUACAAUUUGUUUGGCUUUGUAAAUUUCAGCAUGCUGUAUUGUGGAAUUAUUAUGGGAGUAUACUAACUCAUGCAUUAUUACUGCUAAUUUAUUGUACAUUUAAUAUAUGCUUAUAAUAUUAACAGCAACAGAUCUUGAAUGUUUUAUUGCAGUUCUGUGCAAAUGAACUAUUUCUUUUUUUUAGCUUCAGCUACUGAAGAACAUGUCUUUAUUUGAAACUGCUGAAAUUGUUUUUUUAUUGUUCAUUUCUGGCUGAAGGCAGAUUGUUAAUAGGAACUUACAAGUGGAUGUACAAACAUAUUUGUAUAAUUCAGGCUUCAGAAUGCACUGUAUAUUUUUGUACAUACAUAUUUUGUCAUUCUUUUUUAUGCACUGUAACAUAUUUUAUAAAAGCAUUGUGGACGGUGUGAAAUUUAUAUAUUUACAGUUAUGUUGUCAAUUUGAUAUUAAAACAAAUCUUUUGUGUAUAAAUUUGAGUUUGUCACAG
Molecule: messenger RNA, 3680 nt
Organism: Colossoma macropomum (tambaqui)
Lineage: Eukaryota; Metazoa; Chordata; Actinopteri; Characiformes; Serrasalmidae
Gene: ncam3
Product: neural cell adhesion molecule 3
Exons: 17
Coding region: 163-2265 (700 amino acids)
Biological process (GO): cell adhesion
Cellular component (GO): membrane
Molecular function (GO): protein binding
Source: RefSeq, a predicted model, not a curated record